Molecule: messenger RNA, 1028 nt
Organism: Anoplophora glabripennis (Asian longhorned beetle)
Lineage: Eukaryota; Metazoa; Arthropoda; Insecta; Coleoptera; Cerambycidae
Product: protein KTI12 homolog
Exons: 1
Coding region: 148-981 (277 amino acids)
Source: RefSeq, a predicted model, not a curated record
UGGCAUGGCAUACCACAGAACGAGCAGAGCAACACAUUGCUCAUAACAUAACCUACAAAAAACUUAUAAAACAAUAACCUACAAAAACAGUUUAGGAAUACAAAACCAGCGUAAUUUAAAAUUGUAGUUGCUUUAGGAGUUAAAAAAAUGCCCUUAAUUGUAAUAUCUGGUAUUCCAAGCAGUGGAAAAACUACAAGAAGCAUAGAAUUAAAACAGUUUUUUGAGGAACAUGACAAGGAAGUGCAUAUAGUAAGCGAAUUUGAACAAAUAAAAAAGGCAGGAUUUGAGAAAAACUCGUUUUAUGCAGACUCCAACAAGGAAAAGCAUAUAAGAGGUUUACUGAAAUCGGAAGUGUUGAAACUGAUAUCAUCCACAAAUGUUGUUAUACUAGAUGCUUUAAAUUACAUUAAAGGUUAUCGCUAUGAGCUUUUUUGCGGUACUAAAGCGAAUAGAAGUACGCAGUGCACUGUUCACGCUGAAAUAAACAGAGAACAAGCAUGGACAUUUAACACAAGCAGAGAGAGUGAAGAGGAAAAAUAUGAUAGAGCUACGUUUGAUGCACUUUUAAUGAGGUAUGAAGAACCCGACGGAAGGAAUAGAUGGGACGCACCUUUAUUUAUGAUCUUUCCGGAACAGACAUUGGAGAAAGAUGCUAUCUAUUCGAGCUUGUUUAAGAAACCUCCUCCAAAACCUAAUAUGUCUACACAAAAUGCGCCCCUGAGUUCAACAAACUUUCUGUACGAUUUAGAUCAAGUUACAAAGAAAAUUGUAGAUGGCUUAAUUAAAGAGAAAAGUGGUGGUGCAACGGGGGUAAUAAAAAUUCCGGAUUAUGAAGAUUUGUGUAUUGAUAUAUCGGACGUAAGUGUACCUCAGUUGAACAUUUUACGAAGGCAAUAUUUGACUUAUUCUAAAAUGCACGCGCCUGAUCCAAAGGAUGUACCCAAUUUAUUUGUGAAAUAUUUAACUGCAAGUUUAAAGUAGGUUAUAUAUAUGCUUAUAAUUUUAUAAAAUAUAACUAUAAUACUGUU